AAUUAUUCCAAGUGCAUAAGUGUUGUCUUUAAUGACAUCAGUGGCAAACAGAAACAAUCUGCAAAUUAUGUGUUUUGUACUGUAUAUAUUGUCCAAAUUCUUUCCUUUUUAAUUUAUGGAUAUUUCUCCAUGCCUCCUCCCAGUGGUAAACAGGUAAGGAAUACAUCAAAACAGACUUAUUUUAAUAUAUUUCUGCUGUACUAUGAACUGUGGUGUGUACCACCUCCUUUGUCUGUUUAACUGUUCAGACAUCCAAUUAUUGGUUUAAUGGAUGCAGAACAUGACAUUUUUACAUACAGCAAUAUCAGAGUGAGUGAUGAAAGUUCAAACAAAUUCUAGGAUUGAAUUACAGAUGUUUUGACUUUUAUGGUGGCCUCCAAAUCAGUUUUAUCUACUUCAGUAUUUGUUUCGUCUCCCAACUAAGGCUUACCUAUUUCAAAUCGAGAUUUUUGUCUUUUUUACAUGUAAAUAUUCCAGGCUUUUGACCUACGGUGCAUAGUUGGUCCAGAUGCUUGGAGAUAUUUUGUACAGCCCAUAACACAUCAUCAUAUAUUUUUAAAAUUUGUAAUAGAUGUCUGCAGCUGUGGACUAAAGUUAAUAAUUGUUUUUGAACCCUGUAGGUUGAAUGAAUAGAUGUGAACUCUGUUGUCAUUUCUUACUGACUAGUGAGAAGUGCAUGAAUAAAUCAACUCUACGGUGGUGGGAUGGCUUUCCAUCUUUGAAGCCAGUUAAUCAUUUCAGUUUUCAUACCUCAGUCAGUUGCAGUCCCUUACUGCUGAGUGUAAAAGUAAUAUUCCAGAAGUAAAGGUUUAUUUUAACUGUAGAAGAUCUGAUACAGAAGAGCCCAGUUAUAUUUCAGAGGUAUAGAUAUCUGUCACUAUUCUUAUGCUGAACUUUGUGGUCAUUACAGCUAUAUGAGGGAACAUUUCGAUCUAAGUUUGGUUUCAGAAUGUGAAAUAAUUGUUAGCUAAAAUUGGUUUCAUAAAGAUAUUAUUUGAUGGUUUAGUAUUCUGGAGGGCAGCAGAGAACAAAAUCUGUUUAGAUUCCUAACACACUUGCAGGAUAUUGUUAGAGGAUAAUGUGGCAAAUCCCAAAUCUUCCCCAUACACCUUCUGAACUGAUACAGUGUCUGCACAACUCCAAGUUAUACUGAAAGGGAGAAAGAGAAGUCAGGUUAAAAUUGAAAGCAGGUUUAUUAUUAUUUAAGUAAAUCAUUGUCAAUUAGUGUUCUACGGUUAAGUGUUUUCAGGAUUUACAGUUAUGCAGGAUCCACAAAGAUACCCUUCCUUUGUGUCAUACAGUUGUCACGAAUGAAUGGAACUGAUUUCCUGUAUUCCCACAUACAUUUGCCCUUAUUGCAUUUGUGUGUUGUUUCCUCUGAUCUGUUUGUGUAGAAAACAUUUGGGUUACCUUAUUUUUUUAAUUUAAUUCCUAAAAAUUUAUUCAUUCUAGACCAUCCUGGAAACUGUCUUUGUUAGCAGACCCAGCAAAGUCGUUUCAGUAACGAGUAUUUAAAAGAAAGUCAGAAAUUAAGUGUGAUUUUCCUUUUUGUGAGCAAUAAAAUACUUUUUAAAAAAUCAAAUUUGUCAUUUUAUUGCUUUUCGGGCACUUUUGUCCAAACUCCAAAAUAUAACUGUACUAAGACUUACAUGCUGGGUUCGUUCUGUGAGCGGAUUGGUGAUACAUUCAUCUCGAUAACCGAGACCGAUGUUUGUGCUAUUAUUUAUUAUUGAAGCUGAAAACUUUAAGCGUUCUGUAAAUACACACCCGAAAACUCCUGUACAACAGUGUAGUGAGCAAUUGAAUGAUAUUCCAGGAUUUUGUGGAUACAUUAUGUAGCGACGUUGGUUAUCGCGCAUUGACAACCCGGUGAGUGUUUUUUCCCGAUAAUCUGUUUAUGCUGCAGCAAAUGGCUGUUUCAUUGAACAGUAUGUAAAUUUUCUGGUUUUGGCCGUGGUAGCAUCAUUCGCCACCAUAAGACUUUAUAGCAGUUGAUUGGGUCUUAAGGAACGGCAAAAAAUUAACAAAUUGUUACUUUUAAACCAGGCAUGUGAUACAUAAUCGUUGAAUUGAUGUGUGAAAUUAUAUUACUACGUUCGUAUCCGGUUCGAAGUCUUAUAUUUGAAAGAUAGAUUUAUUCAGUCAUGUUUAAAGUAUACAUCGUACUUGUCAAAAUAUAAUCGAAUUAACUGCAUUGCACAGUUUGUAUUGAAAAAUUAAUUCUGAAGACUUUAGUGGAGUUAAAUAUUGAAACGACUAGAGACGUGCUAGUUCCGGAGUCAUCGGCAGCCAUUUUAUGUUGGAUAUGUUCGUCGUUUAGUUGCGAGUUGAGGUCAGGAAGAUGGUGAAGUCUGAGGACAACAGAAGCGAACCUGAACAUGUUCGGAAAUUAUUCAUCGGUGGGUUGGAUUAUAGGACCACCGACGAUUCGUUGAAAAAACAUUUUGAACAAUGGGGGGAAAUUGUGGAUGUGGUUGUCAUGAAAGAUCCUCAGACCAGGAGGUCAAGAGGUUUUGGCUUUAUUACAUAUUCUCGGGCGCAUAUGGUUGAUGAUGCACAGGCGGCUAGGCCACACAAGGUUGACGGACGAGUGGUUGAACCUAAACGCGCCGUGCCCCGUACGGAAAUUGGCAGACCAGAGGCGGGUAUGACAGUGAAGAAGCUUUUUGUUGGAGGCAUAAAAGAGGAAAUGGAAGAGGAAGACUUGAAAGAUUAUUUCUCUACGUUUGGAUCUGUUACAUCUGUUGCUAUUGUUGUUGAUAAAGAUACACGUAAAAAAAGGGGGUUUGCAUUUGUGGAAUUUGAUGACUACGACCCAGUUGACAAAAUAUGUUUGUCACGGAAUCACCAGAUCCGAGGUAAACACAUUGAUGUGAAAAAGGCAUUGAGCCGUGCAGAGAUGGCUGCAAUGGGAGGUCCAGGUGGAAUGGGUCGUGGUGGAAAAGGUGGUUUGGGUGGCAGAAGUGGUAUGGGAGGUGGAAUGGGUGGAGGUUGGGGAGGGAGAGAUGGAGAUUGGGCUGAUGAUGGCUUUGGUGGCGGUGGUGGAGGACGAUGGGGAGGUGAUGAUAUGUGGGACCAGCCGAGAGGAGGCGGUGGAAGUUGGGGAAGUGGCAGUGGGUAUGGUGGAGGGGGUGGUGGUGGAAAUUGGGGGGAUGGUGAUAGAUUUGGUGGUGGCUAUCAGCAAGGUUAUGGAGGUGGUCCUAUGAGGGGAGGUGGUGGUGGUUAUGGUGGGGGCGGUGGUGGUUAUGGUGGGAGUGGUGGUAGCGGCAGUGGCAGACCUGGUCCAUAUUCCAGUGAACGUUACCGUGGAGGGGGAUAUGGUUCCGGUGGUAGUGGUUAUGGUGGUGGAUCAAGACGCUAUUAACUACAAUUCUGCAUUUGACAUGCACACAGGAGUACAUAUCAGGUUCUGCAUAGGGCUAGCAGAGAGAGAGAGACAGACAGACAGAGACUGGGGUGUACAGUCAUUCAGGCUAGCAGUAACGGGCAGACAGGCCGUCAAAGAGCAGGGACAGUGUACUCACAGGACUUCAGUGCAGUUCUACGUAGUUAGCUGAAAGCCAGUAUUGGAGAAUUCAGGUUACUUCGUGCCAGUUUUAUUUAUACAGCUAGUCCUAUCUGUGAUAGUAAUUUUAAGUAUAUUUUUUCCCUUGUACAAGAAAGUUAAUGCUAUUCAUCAAAAUAUAUACAUGUUAGACAUUUCAGAAGCAAUUGCUUUCCACCGUAUUUCCGUUAAGUGACCAAUGAUUGUUAGUGUAGUUAGGUGAUUGAAGUAAAUGUAGUAGUUUCUUUGAUAAGCCAAAGCAAGAGAGAGAGAGAGAGCCAUAGUAACAGUUGUUUUCAGUUGUUUUACUGUUUCAGAAUAAGUUAGAGAUUAUAGAUUCCCCCUGUUAAUGUAAAAUAAUGACCAUGGUGGUUUUAUUUACAUAUGCAUUAGGAGUAAGAAGUAACAGGCUGAAUUCUGUAAUAUGUCAAGUCAGCAGCUGGAUGCAAAAUAAAGUAUUAUGGGAUUUUCUGCAGAGUAUUUUGCAGAAGGCUAUUUUGUAGGAUCCUGUAAGCGGUUGGAUAUGUUGGGGGGGGCAACUUUUGUAGAAUAAGUUCAACCAGGACAACAUAAUUCAGUUAUUUUGUUGUGAAUUACCUGAUUUAAUUGAUUUGUUUUUGUUUUUUUUGUGCACCUUUUCCCUUUUCCUGUUCAUGCUAAUUACCUCACGUUUUGAUCUUUUGAAGAUUGUCAUGUGAGCUACAGCUACUCAUCCUACCUGUUUAAAUAUUUAAAGUUCAAUUUGUGUGACUCAGAAUUAAUUGAGGCUUGCUUUAAUAUGAAUUUGACAAUUUAGUUUAUAAAUGUUAAUUAUGUAUAGAGGAAUCAUUCCAAAUUUUGUUGUGAAAAUAAAAAAGAAAUUGAAACCAUG
This is a messenger RNA of Schistocerca cancellata (South American locust), 4415 nucleotides long. Its product is annotated as heterogeneous nuclear ribonucleoprotein A1, A2/B1 homolog. Gene Ontology annotation, molecular function: RNA binding. The transcript has 7 exons. The coding region runs from base 2342 to 3364 and encodes 340 amino acids. NCBI's taxonomy places the organism in Eukaryota, Metazoa, Arthropoda, Insecta, Orthoptera, Acrididae. The record is from RefSeq and is a predicted model, not a curated record.